AUGUAUGCUGUGACUGUUAGUGAUGAGGGUGACUGUUACCGGUGUUUCCCGCCCGACCCGGGUAUUGGUACUGCUGCGUCAGGUGCCAGUGAGGCUGCUGCUCUAGGUGCCAGUGCGUCUGUGCUCUCAGGUACUAGUGAGUCUGCACUCUUAGGUACUGUGUCGGCUUCGGCCUCCCACACCUUCACCCUUGACUCUGGGGCGUCUCGCUCCUUCUUUCGGGACCGCACCACUCUCACGCCGCUUAGUCGGCCGGUUGUGGUGUCCCUGGCUGACCCCUCUGGGGGUCCUGUCCUGUCUCGUUUCUCCACAGUCCUCCCGUGUCCGGCGGCUCCCUCUGGCACCCUGACUGGUCUCUACCUCCCCUCGUUCUCUACAAACCUGGUGAGUGGUGCUGACGUACAGGAUACGGGUGUCCACCAGUUCACUCCUGCUCGUCAGCGGGUGACACACUGCACAGAGGCUAGCACAGGUCGCCACCUGGCUACGUUUACACGUCAGCCAGGGUCGAGCCUGUACACACUGACCACUGCUUCUCCUCUAGGUGCUGAGUCUGGUAGGGUCUCUUCGUCUUGUCAGGUGUUUGCUGCAGCAUCCAGGUCUGGUCCUGAGUCUGCCCCCUGUUCAUGUCGCCGUCUGUCUCACGAGACCCUCCUCUGGCACCACCACCUUGGCCACCCCUCUCUGCUUCGGCUCAGAGGCAUGGCCUCCCGUCUUCUUGUGUCUGGUCUCCCCCGGUCCCUCCCUCCCCUUCCUCACGGCCGUGGCCCUGCCUGUGUCCCCUGUGUCGAGGGGCGCCAGCGUGCUGCCCCUCACUCCUCCCAGUUUCCUCCGACAGAGGCUCCGUUGCAGACGCUUCACAUGGACGUGUGGGGCCCUGCCCGCGUCCGUGGACUCGGCGGAGAGUUCUCCUCUGGCCUUCUGCGUGCAUGCUGUCGUGCGCGAGGCAUCCGCCAGACCUUCACGCUUCCGGACUCACCACAGCAAAAUGGGAUUGCUGAGCGCCGCAUUGGCAUGGUCAUGGACGUAGCUCGUACGUCUAUGAUGCAUGCGGCUGCCCCCCAUUUUCUGUGGCCGUUUGCUGUCAGGUACGCGGCGCAUCAGAUCAACCUCCACCCCAGGGUCUCCAGGCCGGAGACCUCCCCAGCCCUGCUGUGGACGGGGAAGGUUGGCGAUGCGUCGGCGUUCCGGGUCUGGGGAUCUCGGGCGUUUGUCCGCGACUUGUCUGCGGACAAGCUGUCCCCUCGCGCUGCUCCCUCCGUUUUCCUGGGGUUCCCCCCCGACGCCCCUGGGUGGCAUUUCUACCACCCCACCUCUUGCCGUGUUCUGUCCUCCCAGGACGUCACGUUCGACGAGUCGGUACCCUACUACCGCCUCUUCCCCUACCGCACUCCGUCUCUCCCCCCACCCCCGCUCUUCUUGACGCGGUCGAGCCUGUCGAGGUCGCUGGUGACUCUGGUGCUGCUGUGGGUGCUGAGCCUGGGGGUGCUGUGCCUGGGGGAGCUGAGCCUGGGGGUGCGGGGUCUAGGGGUGCUUAGUCUGGGGGUGCUGAGCCUAGGGGUGCUGAGCCUAGGGGUGCUGAGCCUCGGGGUGCUGAGUCUGGGGGUGCUGAGUCUGGGGGUGCUGAGCCUGGGGGUGCUGAGCCUGGGGGUGCUACGCCUGGAGGUGCUUUGCCUGGGGGUGCUGCGCCUGGAGGUUCUUCGCCUGGAGGUUCUCCGGGUGCUUCGUCUCGCCGAGAGCCACUCUCCUCACAGGAGCUGCAUGAGUGGUUUGCUCGGCGCUGGAGGCGUGCUGCUGGUGCUGGAGGUUCUUCUGCUGCUGAGGGUGCUGCUGCCGCGGGUCCCGGAGGUGCUCGUACUGGGAGUACUGGAGCUGCUGGGCCUGCGGGAUCGCCUGGAGCUGGUGCUGCUAAGGGUGUUGGCGCUGAGACUACCACUGGUGGUUCGACUGGCGGUGCUCGCGGUGCUGCUGGAGGUUCUGGGGCUACUGGAGGAGCUGCUGGGGGUUCUGGAGCCACUGGAGGUGCUGCUGGAGAUGCUGCUGGAGCGUGUACUCCUGCUGGGGGUAAUGUCACUGCUACAGCCUGCCUCCCCUUUGCCUGCUCCUUCUCCCUACGCUGGUCCGACUGGAGGUCUUACUGAGCGUCGUGAGCCUGCGUCUCGUCCUGUGUCGCCUGUUCGUACUGCGCGCACUAGUGGUCGCGGUUCGCGUCAGCGUCCGCCUCCUGUCCCUGGCACGCACCGGAUGUCUCUCCGUCCGUCCACUGAUCCUCUACGUGCCUCUUUGCCUUCUCCUCCUUCUUCCUCUCUUCCUGCUCUUGCCGACCCGGAGUCGGACUCUCUUCGUGCUGCCAGUCCUACUGUCACGCGUUUCCGUGCUACUGCUGUCACUGACCCUUCUUUCGAGUCUUCUGCUGCGUCUGCCCUUGUCACUGAGCUUGUCGACUUUGCUGCGCGCUGUCGUCUAGACUACGCUGCUGGUCUUGUCGCUGAGUCUGAGUCUACCUGUCCUCCGUCCGUCGGGGGUGAGUGUGCCCUUGGCACGGACGUCCUUGAGGACAGGCAGGAGGAGUUUCAGUGUCUGGCCGCCGCCUCACCUCAUCUCGCGUCUUUACUGCUAGCCCCUGAGGGAGACCCGGAUGCACUAGACAUCCCGACUCCGCGCUCUUACGCGGAGGCGAUAGAGGGUCCCUACUCCUCUCAGUGGCAGGCAGCUAUGGAUGCAGAGAUGGCUUCCUGGAAGUCCACAGGCACCUACGUUGAUGCUGUUCCCCCUCCUGGGGCGAACAUCGUCAGUGGCAUGUGGAUUUUCAGGGUGAAGCGGCCGCCGGGUUCUCCGCCUGUCUUCAAGGCGCGGUACGUGGCUCGUGGUUUCAGUCAGCGGCAGGGAGUUGACUACUUUCAGACCUUCUCCCCCACCCCGAAGAUGACCACUCUUCGGGUACUGCUGCACGUUGCUGCUCACCGUGACUACGAGCUGCACUCUCUCGACUUCAGCACUGCUUUCUUGCAGGGCAGCCUGCACGAGGAGAUCUGGCUGCGUCGCCCACCUGGCUUCACUAAGUCUUUCCCUCCUGGUACCCAGUGGAGUCUCCGGCGUCCAGUCUAUGGUCUCCGCCAGGCGCCGCGUGAGUGGCACGACACACUGAGGACUACGCUUGCGGCUCUUGGGUUUGCUCCCUCUACUACCGACCCGUCGCUGUUUCUACGCACCGACACCUCUUUGCCGCCGUUCUACAUCCUCGUGUACGUCGACGACUUGGUCUUUGCCACAGCUGACACUGCUGGACUCGCCUACGUGAAGUCCGAGCUGCAGAAGAGACACACGUGCACUGACCUGGGUGAACUGCGCAGCUACCUUGGCUUGCAGAUCACCCGGGACAGAGCACGCCGCACCAUUACCCUGACUCAGUCACACAUGGUGCAGCAGGUCCUUCAGCGCUUCGGCUUCACGUACUCCUCGCCUCAGGCCACUCCUCUGCCUACUCGCCACUCGCUCUCAGCUCUGCCUUCGGAUGAGUCCGUAGAGUCGAGUGGCCCGUAUGCAGAGCUUGUUGGCUGCCUCAUGUACCUGAUGACCUGCACACGACCUGACCUUGCAUACCCUCUGAGCAUUCUUGCACGCUAUGUUGCUCCUGGGAGACACCGACCAGAGCACAUGGCUGCAGCGAAGAGGGUGUUGCGCUACUUGUGCAGUACGUCGGGCAUGGGGCUAGUGCUUGGAGGGCGGAGUCCAGUGGUCCUCACUGGACACGCGGACGCCUCUUGGGCUGACGACCAGGCUACGCAGCGGUCGUCACAGGGUUACACCUUCAGUCUUGGUUCCGGCUCUGUUUCGUGGCGGGCUACCCGCUCGUCUUCCGUUCUCGGCUCGAGUUGUGAGGCUGAGAUCUACGCCGGGGCCAUGGCUGCACAGGAGUUACGCUGGCUCACCUACCUGCUGACCGACCUUGGAGAGCCGCCUCGUUCUCCUCCAGUCCUGUACGUAGACAACAAGGCCAUGCUGCCCUUGUGUCAAGAGCAGCGACUGGAGCACAGGACAAAGCACAUUGCUCUCCGCUACUUUCUUGCUCGUGAGCUACAGCAGCGUGGACAGUUGCGACUUGCGUACGUGGCCUCUGAGGCCAACACUGCUGAUGUCUUCACCAAGGCACUUGCACCUUGUGAUCAUCAGCGCUGCUGCACGCAGCUGGGCCUUGUGCCUGCCUUGCCUCACUUGCUCACUUCUUGA
Messenger RNA from Closterium sp. NIES-65, 4230 nucleotides. NCBI's taxonomy places the organism in Eukaryota, Viridiplantae, Streptophyta, Zygnematophyceae, Desmidiales, Closteriaceae. The record is from the annotation of a GenBank genome assembly.